AUGAUCUUCCGAAACAUAUACCUCUUUUUCUUCCUCGCCUUCAAUCUUUCUCUGGCGGAAUUUAUAAAGGUAUACCAGGACAAAACGUUACCUACCAACACGAAAACCGGCAAGCCAUCAAUUUACAUUUGGACUUCUAUCGCGAUAUUCGACACCUUCCUCUCUCCCGGAAAGGUGGUUUCAGUAGCCGAGGAUGGCUAUGAAUCUAUGCUUAAGGGUGCAUAUGAAAGCGAGGACGAAGAAAUCAUAGCUAGGGUGCCACUGGUUAUAACAGCAAUCGCAUACAGCAAUCCCGAAAAAACAAACACAAUUGUUUAUCUUGCAUCGUCGGCCAAGGGCACAGGUUCUUUAAUCUAUGAAGUCACAAAGAGAACUGAGAGCAAGAAAAACCCAUGUAAAGGAGUGUUGUGGGAUACCGUACCCGAUACUGUGAGCAAUGCACUCAAUGCUUGCAAAAAGGAAGUGAAAAGAAAAGGAGCACAACACCAAUUCGAUGCUAAAUGUGGCGAGAUUCAAUGCAAUGUUGGUGGCUAUUGCCAACCUCAACGAAGAUCUAACAUGGAAAGAUGGCUUUUGGAGAAUUGUGACGUGGCAGGGCAAACACAAUGA
Messenger RNA from Penicillium malachiteum, 609 nucleotides. RefSeq lists its product as uncharacterized. The transcript has a single exon. Lineage: Eukaryota; Fungi; Ascomycota; Eurotiomycetes; Eurotiales; Aspergillaceae. The coding region runs from base 1 to 609 and encodes 202 amino acids. The record is from RefSeq and is a predicted model, not a curated record.